Molecule: messenger RNA, 1054 nt
Organism: Peromyscus leucopus (white-footed mouse)
Lineage: Eukaryota; Metazoa; Chordata; Mammalia; Rodentia; Cricetidae
Gene: Stoml3
Product: stomatin like 3
Cellular component (GO): plasma membrane
Source: RefSeq, a predicted model, not a curated record
GCUCUGGCUUCCUCUCCACACACCACUCAGCUGAUGCCUGCAGCCACGCGUGGAUCCAGAGCCAGGACCAUCUGCUAGAUUUGGAGAGCAUCUCAAGAAUGAGAUGGAUUCCCCCGAGAAACCGGAUAAGAACAGCUUAGUGGGCAUCAACAAAAGCCGGCUUGGUGUGUGUGGCUGGAUCCUGUUUUUCCUUUCCUUGCUGUUGAUGCUCCUUACCUUCCCCAUCUCCAUAUGGAUGUGCUUGAAGAUCAUUAAGGAGUAUGAACGUGCUGUUGUCUUCCGACUGGGACGCAUCCAAACUGAUAAAGCCAAGGGACCAGGUUUGAUCCUGGUCCUGCCCUGCAUUGACGUGUUUGUCAAGGUUGAUCUCCGAACAGUUACCUGCAACAUUCCUCCACAAGAGAUCCUCACAAGAGACUCUGUGACCACCCAAGUGGAUGGAGUUGUCUACUACAGAAUCUACAGCGCCAUCUCAGCGGUGGCCAAUGUGAACGAUGUUCACCAAGCCACAUUCCUGCUGGCUCAGACCACUCUGAGAAAUGUCUUAGGGACCCAGAGUUUGUCCCAGAUCUUAUCUGGGCGAGAAGAGAUCGCCCACAGCAUCCAGACGUUGCUUGAUGAUGCCACUGAGCUAUGGGGAAUCCGAGUGGCCAGGGUGGAGAUCAAAGAUGUCCGGAUUCCUGUGCAGCUGCAGAGGUCCAUGGCAGCUGAGGCUGAGGCCACCCGGGAAGCCAGAGCCAAGGUGCUUGCAGCCGAGGGAGAAAUGAACGCCUCUAAGUCCCUGAAGUCGGCUUCCAUGGUGCUGUCGGAGUCCCCCGUCGCCCUCCAGCUGCGUUACCUCCAGACCUUGACCACCGUGGCCACUGAGAAGAAUUCCACCAUUGUCUUUCCCCUGCCUAUGAACAUACUGGAGGGCAUUGGCAUCAGCUAUGACAACAAUAAGAAGGUCAAUGCUAAAGCCUGAGGUCUUCCAAGUGACCCCCGACUGCUUAGAAAGGCCUUUCUGUACCAUGAGAAGGCAGCCCUUAGAAAAGAGGGAGGUCAGCACCCUGCA